Molecule: messenger RNA, 3840 nt
Organism: Arvicola amphibius (Eurasian water vole)
Lineage: Eukaryota; Metazoa; Chordata; Mammalia; Rodentia; Cricetidae
Gene: Crb2
Product: crumbs cell polarity complex component 2
Exons: 13
Coding region: 1-3840 (1279 amino acids)
Biological process (GO): establishment or maintenance of epithelial cell apical/basal polarity; heterophilic cell-cell adhesion
Cellular component (GO): plasma membrane; protein-containing complex
Molecular function (GO): calcium ion binding
Source: RefSeq, a predicted model, not a curated record
AUGGCGCUGGUGGAGUGUGUGGUCUGGGGCUCCAGACGAGAUAUCCACCUCCUCUUGCUGUUGUUGCUGCUGCUGCCGCCCUGGGUUCCGGCUGGGCUGGUUCCUUCAGAGAUCCCAAGUGCCUGUGCCUCAGACCCAUGUACUCCGGGGACCAAGUGCCAGGCUACAGAAAAUGGUGGCUAUACCUGUGAGCCUGUAGAGCUUGGAGGCUGUGCUACUCAGCCAUGCCACCACGGUGCACUGUGUGUACCCCAUGGCCCAGAUUCUAACAGCUUCCGCUGCUACUGUGUGCCUGGCUUCCAGGGUCCCUACUGUGAACUGGAUAUCGAUGAGUGUGCAUCUCGGCCCUGCCACCAUGGGGCCACCUGCCGCAACCUGGCAGAUCACUACGAGUGCCACUGCCCCCUGGGCUAUGCAGGUGUGACCUGUGAGGCGGAGGUGGACGAGUGCUCAUCAGCGCCCUGCCUGCACGGAGGCUCGUGCCUGGAUGGCAUGGGCUCCUACCGCUGCGUGUGCGCGCCGGGUUACGCAGGCGCUAGCUGCCAGCUGGACGUGGACGAGUGCCAGAGCCAGCCGUGUGCGCACGGGGGCGUGUGCCACGACCUGGUCAAUGGUUUCCGGUGCGACUGCGGGGACACGGGCUACGAAGGAGAGCGCUGCGAGCAGGAGGUGCUGGAGUGCUUCUCUGCGCCCUGCGCACACAACGCGUCCUGCCUAGAUGGCCUCCGGAGCUUCCGCUGCCUCUGCUGGCCAGGCUUCAGUGGAGAGCUGUGCGAAGUGGAUGAGGAUGAGUGUGCUUCGAAUCCUUGUCAUAAUGGGGGAUGGUGCUUGCAACGCUCUGACCCAGCCUUGUAUGGGGGUGUCCAGGCCACCUUUCCAGGCGCCUUCAGCUUCAGUCACGCUGCUGGCUUCCUUUGCAUCUGUCCUCUGGGCUUUGCCGGGGAUGAUUGCAGCGUGGAUGUGGAUGAAUGCGCCUCAGGACCAUGCCUCAAUGGUGGCAGCUGCCAGGACCUGCCCAACGGGUUCCAGUGCUACUGCCUGGAUGGAUACACAGGCCUGAUGUGUCAGGAAGAUGUGGAUGAAUGCCAGUCGGAACCAUGCCUGCAUGGUGGAACCUGCAGCGACAUUGUAGCAGGCUAUAUCUGCCAGUGCUCUGAGGCCUGGGGUGGACAUGACUGUUCUAUACAGCUCACAGGCUGCCAGGGCCACACUUGCCCACCUCUUGCCACCUGCAUCCCCACCUUCAAGUCUGGGCUCCACAGUUACAUCUGCCACUGCCCACCUGGGACCUCUGGGCCUUUCUGUGGCCAGAAUACCACCUUCUCGGUCGUAUCUGGGAGUUCUGUGUGGGCAUUAGUGCCAGCCGGUGACUCUCUGGGUCUGGUACUGAGGUUUCGAACUACGCUGCUUGCUGGGGCCCUGGCCACUCUCAAGGACACUCAGGACAUCUUGGAGCUGGCACUGGUGAGGGCCACACUCCAAGUCACACUCUGGAGACAUGGUACUGCUCUGCUUGUUCUUACACUGCCAGACCUAGCCUUAAAUGACGGCCACUGGCACCAGGUGGAGGUGACACUCCGCCUGGGAGCCCUGGAGCUGCGGCUCUGGCAUGAGGGCUGCCUUGGCCAGUUCUGUAUGGCCUCUGGUCCUGUAGCUACAGGUCCCACAACCACAUUGGCCUCUGGGCCUCCUGGGCCCUACUCCAUCCAUCUCGGUGGCUGGUCCUUUGCAGGCUGCUUCCAGGAUGUACGUGUGGAAGGGCAUCUUCUGCUGCCUGCGGAGCUCAACGGAAAUGUACUCCUAGGUUGCAAGCACAGGGAACUAUGCCAGUCUCUGCCCUGUGCCAAUGGAGGGACCUGCGUGGACUUGUGGACUCACUUUCGCUGCGACUGCCCAAGACCUUACCAUGGGCCCACAUGCACUGAUGAGGCUCCUGCUGCCACCUUUGGCUUGGGCGGCACCGUGAGCUCAGUCUCCUUCCUGCUCCACGAGCCGCUAGGCCCAAAUCUCACAGUGUCAUUUUUCCUCCGCACCCGAGAGCCUGCCGGUCUUCUGCUCCAGUUUGUCAAUGAUUCAGUGGCUAGCCUAACUGUGUCCCUGAGUGAGGGCCAGAUCCGAACUGAGGUGCUGGGCCAGCCUGCUGUGAUCCUCUCUGGGCGCUGGGAUGAUGGACUCCGCCACUUGGUGAUGCUCAGUUUUGGUCCUGACCAGCUACAGGACCUGGGCAAACAGCUGUAUGUGGGUGGAAGGCUCCACCCUGAUGACACCCAGCCCUGGGGUGGGCCCUUCCGAGGCUGUCUCCAGGACAUGCAACUCAACGGCUUUCACCUCCGGUUCUUCUCUUCGCCGAUGGAGAACUUAAGUUGGCCCAGUGAACUGGAUGUUGGUCAGGCCUCUAACCUCACCCAGGGCUGUGUCUCCGAAGACAUGUGCAAUCCCAAUCCCUGUUUCAAUGGUGGAACCUGCCUGGUCACCUGGAAUGACUUCUACUGCACCUGCUCUGACAGCUUCACAGGGCCCAUGUGUGCCCAGCAGCUGUGGUGCCCCAGCCAGCCUUGCUUCCCACCUGCCACCUGUGAGGAGGUUCCAGAUGGCUUUGUGUGUGUGGCUGAGACUACAUUCCGCGAGGGCCCUCCUGCUGUGUUCAGCAGCCACAACGUGUCCUGGGCACCAGCGCUGAGCUUACUGACCCUGGCCUUCCGCACCCGCGACCCUGAGGCUGUGCUGCUGCGUGUUACUGCGGGCGUCCACUCCGGUAUCUGGCUGGCGGUGCACAAUGGCUCGCUGGCAGCGGAUGUGGCGGGCUCAGUGCUGCCUGCGCCCGGGCCGCGCGUAGCCGACGGUGCCUGGCACCGCGUGCGUCUGGCCCGGGAGCUCCCACUAGCCACCGCCUCGCGCUGGCUGCUGUGGCUGGACGGUGUGGCGACGCCCCUGGCAUUGCAGGGUCCGGGUGGCGACCUGGGUUUUCUGCAGGGCCCGGACGCCGUGCGCGUGCUGCUGGCUGAAAACUUCACAGGCUGCCUGGGCCGCGUGGCUCUUGGCGGCCUCCCGUUACCCUUGGCGCCGCCGCGGUCCGGCGCGAUCCCCGGAGCCCGCAAGCACUUCGUGGCCUGGCCUCGGUCGCCGACCAUGCGCCUCGGCUGCCACGGUGCGUCCGUGUGCACGCCCUCGCCCUGCCUGCACGGCGGUGUCUGCCACGACCUCUUCGAUGUUUUCACCUGUGCCUGCGACCCGGCCUGGGAGGGACCCCACUGCGAGGCCCGCGCCGACCCGUGUCGCUCGUCGCCUUGUGUCCGGGGCCAAUGCCACGCGCGCCCCGACGGCCGCUUCGAGUGUCGCUGCCCUCUGGGCUUCGUGGGCCCGCGCUGCAGGAUGCCUGUUCUGCCUCACCCAUGUAGCCUCAACUCCACCUGCAAGGAGGGCACCCCUUGUGAGAGUGGUCCCUUAGGCACCAACUGCAGUUGCCAGGAAGGUCUUGUUGACCUGAGGUGUCAGAGUCCUGACCUACCUUGUGAAGCCAACCCUUGCUUGAAUGGGGGAACCUGCCGGGCAGCCAGUGGCAUAUUUGAAUGUACUUGCAACACAGGAUUCUCUGGCCAGUUCUGUGAAGUGGUGAAAAGCCCGCCUCUGCCCCUGCCAUUUCCGCUGCUGGAGGUAGCAGUGCCUGCAGCCUGUGCCUGCCUCCUCCUCCUCCUCCUGGGCCUCCUUUCAGGGAUCCUGGCUGCCAGAAAGCGCCGCCAGUCUGAGGGCACUUAUAGCCCAAGUCAGCAGGAGGUGGCAGGGGCCCGCCUGGAGAUGGACAGUGUCUUCAAGGUGCCACCAGAGGAAAGACUUAUCUAG